This is a messenger RNA of Corticium candelabrum, 762 nucleotides long. RefSeq lists its product as uncharacterized. The record is from RefSeq and is a predicted model, not a curated record. The transcript has a single exon. Lineage: Eukaryota; Metazoa; Porifera; Homoscleromorpha; Homosclerophorida; Plakinidae. Bases 1 to 762 code for a protein of 253 amino acids.
AUGACUGCAGGCAACCUGAUGGUCUCUGCAGCAAUUUUGUUUUCUGGAGAAACUUACAGUAAAAUUUCUCACUUUGCAGAAAUUCUAAAGCUACAGUUUUUGUCAGAAUCAACAUACUACAGAAUACAGGAUGAGUAUGUUUUCCCAGUUACAAAUGAUGCCUGGAAGAAACAUCAACAAGAAAUUUUGAAGUCUGUAAGUGGACCACUUUCGAUUAUUGGGGAUGGAAGAUGCGAUAGUCCAGGGUAUUCACCUAAAUAUGGAACAUACGCAAUUAUAGACCAAAACACAGACAAGAUACUUGACUUUCAGUUGGUUGAGGUGGGUGAAGUUGCCAACUCUGUUGCUAUGGAAAAGACAGGACUUGAAAGGUCACUUCAAUAUUUGUUGAAUGAAGGUCUUUCCAUACAUCAGUUAGCUACAGACAGACAUCCACAAAUCACUAGCUUUAUGCAGAAACACUAUCCAUCAGUCGAACAUCAGUACGACAUAUGGCAUGUCUCUAAAGGGGUUUCUAAGAAGCUCGUCAAACAGGGAAAGCAAAAAGCUUCUCAGAGCCUCCUUCCAUGGAUACCAUCAAUUUGCAAUCAUUUGUGGUGGUGUGCUUCAUCUUGCCAUGGUAACAGAGAAAUCCUGAAAGAGAAAUGGAUGUCUAUUCUUCAUCACAUUUCUGAUGUACACACUUGGGCUAGUGCAAACCACUUUCUAGAAUGUGCCCACCGCAACCUUCUGAGGAAGCAAGACAAGGCAAGGAGUGCUUAA